AUGAGUCUAUUUCAAGAUCUAAAUAUACUUAUUGUGGUCACUAAUCCUUCUCAGAUAGUAAACGCAAAAUCUACACAGCUUCUAUUGGAAGAGAAUGGAUGCAAUUGCUGUAUUACAUACAAUUCAUAUGAUAAACCUCAAGAUUUACAAAAUGUUUCAUCAAUUAAGAAAUGGUUUUAUGAAGAAUUUACUACCGAUGGGAAAUGCUCAGAUAUACAUUUCAUCAUCGCCGAAGAUAUAAAUUUUAAUUUUUAUAAAGCUUGUGCAUUUGAUCUAUUAAUCCCCGUAAUAAAUUCAAAUUGGGUUCAUGAUUCUCUCAACUGUAAUAGAUUGAAUAAGACUACGAUAUAUUCUCCAAAUCCUUUGCAUAUCUUUAAAGAUUAUGAGUUUUAUAUCUCAAAAUGUACAUUCAAUAAAAGUGAAUAUUUUUUUUAUACACAUUUAAUUAUAUCAUUAGGUGGAUCUUAUACAGAUGUUCUUUCGUCAAAUAUAGAUUUCUUAAUCUCAAGAUCAUAUAUGGAUCCAUCAAUAGUUGUGGUCCAAAAAGGUGAGAUUUCAAAUAAUAUUAAAUUUAUUUUCCCAACAUGGCUUUUACAAUGUUUUAAAGCAAAUUAUGAAGUACCAUGGGAAUCUCAUUUAUUAACAAAAGAAAAUAGCUCUCAAUUGAAUGAAUUAUGGUCAUCAUUACAUACUUCUAAUUUUAAUUCUAUUUCGAAUGUUUUAAAUGGGAAAACAUUUAAAUUGGAUCAAAGUUUAAAAUUAGAUCAUAACGUAUUGGAAUUCUUGAAUGAUUUUAUUACAUUUGGGAAUGGUCACCUAACCGAUACUUUAGAUAGUGAUAUGACUAUAUUAAUUGCAUGUGAAGCUCAGGCUGUAAGACCACAACGAUGUAUGACAGCUAAUUUACUUUGGUUAUUCGAUACUAUGAAAUUAGAAGAAUAUGUUUGCCCAGAUUCAAAAAUUAUUUAUAAACCAUUCAAGGAUAAAAUAUUCGAUGAACAUAUCAAUCUCUUAAAUGCAAGUUUUACCAAAUAUUUUGGUUAUCAGAGGCUUUAUAUUAAAUUAUUGAUUGAAAGAUUGGGUGGGAAAGCAAGUACAGAUUUUUCAAAGAGAAACAAUUUUUUAAUUUGCCAAAUACCAAGAGGUAGAAAAUAUAAUACUGCAAUGACAUUAUGGAAAAAUAAAUGUACCGUGGUUAAUCAUUUAUGGCUUGAAGAUUGUUAUUUAUUAGGUGAAAAAUUGGACCCAACUUUGAAAAAAUAUAGUAUCGUUCCCGUUGAAAAUGGGUUAGAUAAUCAUAUCAACCAAGUAGCUAACAGUUUACUAAUCAAAAGUUCAUCUGAUACUCAUCUUGAUGUUAAUAACAACGAUAAUAGAAAUCAAUUGUCUCAAUCAGGGACUCAAAUAACGAUUCCAAUUGACGAAGAAAAACAUGAUCUAAUUGAUGAUCCAAUUGAAGUUCCAUCUGAUGAUCAUGAACGGUUACCACCAAGAAUUGAUAACACCCAAUUUUCUGUUGAGAGUGAUGGCCUUAGAAGUAGUGUUGAAAACGAACGAAUCAUAAACAGAUCGUUGAAUGUAUUAAGAUCAGGGUUAGACCUAUUGAGUAAGACGCAAAGCAAUAUAACGGAUAUGAGCGAUGUCGGAUCUCCCGUAGUACCCGAUGUACCAGAGACUAAAGAACAGGAAGCAACACCGAGCUUGUCCUCAGCGUUGUCUUCUUCUAAUUAUAUGACUGCUAGUAUGGGUCCCGCAGCCCGCAAUUUAAACGAGCAAUUGACAAAGAACGAUAAGAUUGAUAGCGCCAAUGAAGAUGACAAAUCAGAAAACAACGAUAAACGAACCAUUGACGAAGACAUUACGAGUGAAACAAACAAGAAAAGAAAAACCGUACAAUUACAGGACAAGCUAUCCCUAUCAGCUUCGCCAUCACCCAGAUCAAACAAUGGUAGUACUACACCACAGGGUGAACGGGAUUCAACAACGAGCAAAGCUUAUGAUUUAGUUAUAAACUUUAUUGAAAAAUCAUUGAUAAACAAUUCAACCAAUUCUAACAGUAAUACUGAUUCGUUAUUGCCGAUAUAUGAUAUACGUGCUAUUCAGACAUCAUGUCUUGAUAAGAUUUCUAAACUUGAUAUGGAGAUAUUAAGAAUUUUAGGUAUUCAAUUAUUUAGCGAAAUUCAUGAAUCAUAUCAUUUGAAUUCUAUAUUUGCACCAAAAGUGCUUCGAACUAAAAAAUUCCUUCAAAGUUUAUCAUUUUCACCAUUAAAAUAUGCUUUAAAACCUGACUUCAUCGAUGAUCUAUUAAAAAAUAUACGCCGUGGUGGUAAAUCAAGAGAUACAUUUGAGACCAUUGAAGAACUCAGAGACAAUGCAAGUGGUAAACUGCUAUCAUAUUACGCAAUUCCUGAAAUUCCUGAAAUUAUUAAAACAAGAACAACACUACCGACAAAAGUAUUUGAAAGGGAAGGUAUUGAAACUGUAAACAUAUUCGCAGACAUUGCCGGUGGAACAAAUACAAUUACAGAUAUUUUAAAAUCUCAUGGUAUACAGCACGUCAAUAUAUUAAACUCAAAAUUUACCGCAGACGAAAUACUAAAGAACGAACACGUACGAAGAGAAGAAGAAAACGAAAUAAUACCAGACUAUAUAGUAAUUGUUACCAAACGUUCUCAAGUGAAACGAUUAACACCGAUGCUUGAAAUUGAAGGGACACCUUUAAACACCAGUAAUGUCUCUAUCGUUGAAUGGGAUUGGUUUGUCAAAGCCAUGUUCAAUUUGGAAGUAAACUUUAAGUCUCAACAAGAUGUUCUUCACUUUCAAAAAGCGUCAAAAAAGAACGACACUACAUCAGUUUGA
This is a messenger RNA of Maudiozyma saulgeensis, 2859 nucleotides long. The record is from the annotation of a GenBank genome assembly. Lineage: Eukaryota; Fungi; Ascomycota; Saccharomycetes; Saccharomycetales; Saccharomycetaceae.